AUGGAGACAGGAAAUUAGUAGAGAAAGGACAAGAGAAACAACAUUGUAACUAGUUUAAUUCAAAUAAGUCAAGAGAAUUGUUUAAGUUUCUAUCAAAUAAAUCUUUAAGAAUAUGAAUCAACAGACACAGAAUACUUUAAAAACAUCUUUAGAUCAGAAUUACAAAGCCAUUUAUUGAAACUCAUUGAAUUGGAUUAGUAACAAAAACACUUUGGAAAAUAGUGUGAAGAGAAAAAAUUUUUGAAUUUUAGAGCAAUAUGUGGAAAAUGUGUCUCAGACAAUGAAUUAGAAGUAUAGGAAAGUGAGAAUUAAGUGUAAACUUAUCUUAGUGUCCUUUUAUUUCAAUUUCUUGGAGGUUUGAAAUUUUAAGUAAAGAGAAGAUACUUAGAUAUCAGAUAAGUAGGAUUUGAAUUUGAAUGGUCAAAUAUAGAAUGUCUAUGA
This is a messenger RNA of Paramecium tetraurelia, 441 nucleotides long. RefSeq lists its product as uncharacterized. The record is from RefSeq and is a predicted model, not a curated record. NCBI's taxonomy places the organism in Eukaryota, Ciliophora, Oligohymenophorea, Peniculida, Parameciidae. The transcript has a single exon.